AUGGGGGACCAGGCUCUCUCUUUCACCUCUCGGAUCAAGCUGAACAAUGGCAGCUCCAUGCCUCGGAUCCAUCUGGGAGUGUACCUCAUGUCCGGCUCUGAAGCCACUUCCGCUGUUCAGCACGCCCUCGACGCGGGAUAUCGAGCCUUUGACUCGGCGCAGAUGUACCACAACGAGAAGCAAGUCGGCCGUGCCAUAUCGGAGUACCUCAAGGCUCAUCCCGAGGUGAAGAGGGAGGACAUCCAUUACACCAGUAAGCUGGCGAGCAAUGGCGAUUAUGAUACCGCCCGGAGAAGCAUAAGCCAGAGUGUCAAGGAGUGCGGACUGGGGUAUAUCGAUCUGUUCCUGCUGCAUAGUCCGUAUGGUGGCAAACAGAGGCGAUUGGACAGCUGGCGUGCUGUUGAGGAUGCUGUAAAGGACGGCGAAGUGAAGAUAGGUGGCGUUAGCAAUUUUGGAGAGAAGCAUGUCCGUUCUCCCACACCAACUCUAUCUUAUCUCUUCAGUGUUGACAUGUGUGAUGAGCAGAUCGACGAGCUCCUUUCCAGUAAUCCCAAGCUCAAGCCGGCCUGUAACCAGAUAGAAGUGCACCCGUUCAACACUCGAUCCAAGCUCACAGCCCACUGUCAGAAGAAUGAUAUAGUGGUAGAAGCCUAUGCCCCUCUGGCGAGAGCUCUGCGGAUGAAGCAUCCCACUAUUGUUGAGCUGGCGAAGAAGUACGGGUGUACGUCUGGGCAGCUUCUCGUGCGCUGGAGCUUGCAGCACGAUUACGUGCCAUUGCCCAAGAGUGUGAAAAAGGAGAGGAUCGUGGAAAAUGCGGAUAUUGGUGGCUUUAUUAUCGAUGAGAACGACAUGAAGAAGAUGGACGGUCUAGAUGAGUAUCUCGUCACAGACUGGGAUCCUGUGGAUGCUGCAUAG
Messenger RNA from Saxophila tyrrhenica, 915 nucleotides. RefSeq lists its product as uncharacterized. The coding region runs from base 1 to 915 and encodes 304 amino acids. Lineage: Eukaryota; Fungi; Ascomycota; Dothideomycetes; Mycosphaerellales; Extremaceae. The transcript is spliced from 2 exons. Gene Ontology annotation, molecular function: oxidoreductase activity. The record is from RefSeq and is a predicted model, not a curated record.